GCUUGCUGGAUUGAAUUACAUACAACACUGUUAUAUACGCAGAAAACACAGUGUUUUGACUGUUGAAGUCAUCGAAUGCAAUCAAAAGAAGGGGUCAGAGUCGAACUUUUGUGAAUACAUAUAAUAUAUAAAUCAGCUGGAGCAGCCACGCUUUCGUCAUUCUAACUCGAUACACGCCACAGCGUUGAUGUAAACGUAAACACCAUAGAACUCCUUUGAUUCGUGCCACAUUCUCAGAACGCUCAGGAAGAUCUAGAAGGUUUACAUAUUUGGAAAGGUACUUCCCCAAAUUCUCUCACGUUGCUCAAGUGGCUCAGGUCUGCAAAUUCUUUUAGUUUUGUCUGAACAGGUUGACAUGGGUGGCAGAGGAAGAGGAAGAGGUGGAGAAAGGGGUCGUGGACGCGGCCGCGACCAGCAACAGCGAAAUGAAUCGCAAGAAUACCCACCAAUUGCGCAAUUGCGGAUCGGUGACAGACCCGUCCAGGUCGGCGGCAUGGGCCCGCCGCAGCCCAGUUUCACACAGGCAGCGGCCCCGCCUCCACAGAGGGCCCACCAGCCUCCAACGCCGAGGGCCAGCAGCCAGCCCCCGAUGCCCACUGAGCCACCUCCCAGCCAGACGCCGACGCCCGAGGGCACCAGCAGUGUCUUGGCAAAAUGUCAGUUUCCAGCUCGCAAUGGAAAAGGAAGUUGCGGUCGAAAAAUGAAAGUGGAAUCCAAUCAUUUUCGAAUCAGGGUCCAGAACGGCACGUUGCUCAUCAUUAUAUACGACGUGGACAUGAAAUUAAUCAGCGAAAGGGACGGCUCGCUGAAGGAAUGUCACAAAAAAUACUUCAAGCGUGGAAUUCUAGCAUUUGGCCAUGAGGUGUGGCCCGGAAGGUAUCCAGCGUACGACGGCAGCAAGCUUCUCUUCAGCUGCCAACCAAAAUUGAUUAAUGGACAGGAAACAAGAGACGUGAACGUGCGAAAUGACGAUCGUUUCAAUGUGAAUGGUGAAGCUGAAACUGCCAAACUGCGGAUCACAGUGAAAGAGGUGCAAACGGUCCGUCUCACAGAAAUUGGUCAGUUCUUCAACAACAAAAACACGGCUCAGUUCCCCCACCUGGCCAUCCAGGCCAUCGACGUCAUCCUGCGCAACUCCGGCAUGACCAGUCUGCUUCAAGUCGGCCGCAGUUUUUAUCACCUUCCUCACAACCCAAUUGACUUGGGUGACGGGUUUGAUCUGUGGCACGGCGUCUUCCAAAGUGCGACCAUUGGCGACAACAUGCUCCUACUUAAUGUAGACGUUGCCCACAAAGGCUUCCCACGCGAACAGUCGGUACGCGACCUGGUAGCUGAUCUGGGAACAAAUAAGUGGAACCGCAGGCAGCGUUACAACCCUGAAAGAGAAUACCAAUAUGGCUCCAGACACAGCGGGAAAAUAGACGGGCAGCUCCGAAACUAUCUCAAAGGUCUGAAGAUUGAGUACGAGAUCCCGCAAUUGGCCAACUCGAAGAGAGUUUAUCGGGUGAAUGACGUUGUCCAAGCUCCCUCACGCCAAAGGUUUUACCUAGAUACUCCAAAUGGGCAGAAAAGACAGGUUACGGUAGCCGAGUACUAUAAAACUGAAAAAAGGUACGAGAUCCGGCAUCCCCAUUGGCCCUGUCUGCACGUAGGAAGCAAGGACAGGAACAUCUUUGUGCCCAUGGAGUUGUGCAAAGUUAUGCCGAAGCAAGUCUCAAUAAAAAAACUGAAUGAGGUGCAGACAAGCAAUAUGGUCAGAGCGGCAACCACCAAGCCCAAAGAUCGCAAAAAGAAGAUCAUGGAAGCCUUUGACAGCCUGAAUUUGAUGAGUGACCUAUGUUUGCGCGAAUUCGAUAUCAAAGUGGAGCCACAGAUGACCCAGGUUGAAGGCAGGGUGCUCAUCCCACCCGCCCUUAAGUACAGAGCCGACUAUCCUGUCAGGGUGAGGGAUGGCGCAUGGCGGAUGGACCGCCAGCAGUUCAAGACGGUUGCCAAGGAAGUGCAGAAAUGGGCCAUCCUCGACCUCAGCAUCGCCAAAGAAGCGAGUAUUCGCUACUUAAGAGAUAAGUUGGUGUCGGUUGGUGCAAGCGUCGGAAUGACUUUCAACGCCAAUCCAAAAAUCCUGUUAAGUGCAGAGCUGAGAGAUGCGUAUGAACUGAGCAAAUUCCUUCAAAGUCAGGUCAGGGAAGGUCCUUUUGACCUUCUUGUCGUCAUUAUUCCUGAUAGUAUUGGAGGAAAAGACCCGCACGCUGUGGUGAAGCACGUUCUUGAGAUGAAGAACAAAAUUAUUACUCAAUGUAUUGAGUUAAAAACGUUGAUGAAGGUAGAAAGUGAAGAUAGGAACUCCCAGUCGAUUGUGCCAAACAUCCUGCUGAAAAUCAACACUAAACUUGACGGCAAGACCCACGCCAUUCAUGAAAACAGCAGGCCUCCCUGUUUCAAUGACAACGUGAUGAUCAUGGGAGCAGAUGUCACGCAUCCUCCUCCAGACAGCAAGUCGGUACCUUCUGUUGCAGCUGUGACUGCGAGCCAUGACAAGGAGGACGUGUUCAAGUUCAGCAUGCAGUGGCGGCUGCAGCCUCCAGGCAUAGAGAUAAUUCUGGAUAUGGAGGACGUCGUGUUGAAACACCUCAAGUUCUUCGCAGCCAAGAACGGUGGGACCUACCCCAGUCGCAUCAUCUACUACAGAGACGGCGUCGGCGACAGCCAGUUCGAAGCAGUUCUCCGCGCUGAACUUUCAGCCAUUCGUAGGGCAGCGAUGAAGAUUGGGCUGACAUACAUGCCAAGAAUCACCUUCCUCGUGGUACAGAAGCGGCACCACACCAGGUUCUUUCCUAAGGAAGGUGACUCGAUGGCUGAUAGGAAUGGAAACGUGCCUGCUGGUUUCGUGGUGGACAACACCAUCACGCACCCGAGGGACAUGGACUUCUACCUCGUCAGCCACCAGAGCAUCCAGGGCACAUCUCGGCCGACCAAGUACAAGAUGCUGUACGACGACGCCAACAUGAAUGAGGACGAGGUGGAGCAGCUCACCUUUAACCUGUGCCACCUGUAUGCGAGGUGCAACCGCAGCGUGUCCUACCCAGCGCCAACCUACUAUGCCCACCACGCCGCAACCCGCGCCAAAGAAUACUACAUGGAGGCGAAGCUUACCAUUGACGUGAAGGAUGAGAAGGCUUUGAAGGAUGAGAGCGUGAAGUUGAAUGACUUAAUGAGCAGUUUCACCAAGGACCAUCCCAUGUUUUUUAUGUAGACAGAACCGUGUUUGUAGAGGACUUUUAGAUUUUUACUCUAUCAGCUAGUAUAGCUUUAUAACCCACAUGGGCAUGGCAACAUAUUUUAGUUUUAUCAAUUCAAUUUUAUGUCUUACUUCUGCUCGCACAAUAAAAAACUCAUUCUCUCCUAGAACAUAAAUUUGUUUAAAAUUUUUAUUUGACCUUACUGUCCAC
Messenger RNA from Cloeon dipterum, 3449 nucleotides. Its product is annotated as protein argonaute-2-like. The record is from RefSeq and is a predicted model, not a curated record. Lineage: Eukaryota; Metazoa; Arthropoda; Insecta; Ephemeroptera; Baetidae. Gene Ontology annotation, biological process: regulatory ncRNA-mediated post-transcriptional gene silencing. Bases 356 to 3253 code for a protein of 965 amino acids. Gene Ontology annotation, molecular function: RNA endonuclease activity; protein binding; single-stranded RNA binding. The transcript is spliced from 19 exons.